Messenger RNA from Aspergillus versicolor CBS 583.65, 3225 nucleotides. Its product is annotated as putative serine/threonine protein kinase (Kin4). Gene Ontology annotation, molecular function: tau-protein kinase activity; ATP binding; protein serine/threonine kinase activity. The record is from RefSeq and is a predicted model, not a curated record. Bases 1 to 3225 code for a protein of 1074 amino acids. Gene Ontology annotation, biological process: intracellular signal transduction; microtubule cytoskeleton organization; protein phosphorylation. The transcript is spliced from 2 exons. NCBI's taxonomy places the organism in Eukaryota, Fungi, Ascomycota, Eurotiomycetes, Eurotiales, Aspergillaceae. Gene Ontology annotation, cellular component: cytoplasm.
AUGAGCGAUUCCAUACCGCAGGCUCUGCCACGCACCCAUGCCUCUCAAGCCAUGACCCCCGCGGCUUUGUCCACCGCUCACAGCAACACAAGUCGAUCCCCUGUCUAUCAAGACCUUCUCGGUGGGCCGCCUAUCCCGCCGCCGAGGACCUCCUCGAACCACCAAAGAAGUCAUCGUAGUUCCAACAAAGAGUCUAGCGCAGAGAAGAGAUCAGGGUCGCGUUAUACGAGCAAGGGCGACGAGCGGAGUCGCCGUGACAAGAAAGGUGACGAAUCUCGUUCUCGCCGUCAGGCCGCUCCGCCAUCCGACGAUCCGUCAAGAGGUCCAAGCACCCACAAUCAAAGCUCCGCUCAACACGAAGAUUUCAUGGAGACAAUUCCGAGUCAGGGCACGUUGGUGAAAGAGUCAAGUACCGUUAUUAAUCAGGUCUUAGUGAGCGAUCCCGCCGUCGAUAUCCAACGAGAACAAGCCCGUAAAACAACGGCGCCGGUAUCGGCAUCUAACGAGAACGCUUCGGCUUCGGGAUUGGGCUUAAUGGGCGAUGAAAGUAUGGAGGACGGUGGCCGAGUCGGUAUGCCAAGCCGACAAGAGUUUCCGGAGCAUACCAUUAAGCGCAAAGAAACGACGUUUGGUCAGUAUAUACUCGGGCAGACUGUAGGUGAGGGAGAAUUUGGAAAGGUCAAGCUGGGCUGGAAGCGAGAUGGCUCUAUUGAAGUGGCCAUUAAGCUCAUUCGCCGUGAAUCACUUGGAUCGAACCCGAAUAGGUUGCCCAAAAUCUACCGCGAGAUCUCCAUCCUCCGAGAUCUUUCUCACCCGAACAUCGUCCGGCUCCACGAAAUGGUAGAAACAGAUCGUCACAUUGGGAUUAUCAUGGAGUAUGCAUCGGGCGGCGAGCUUUUUGAUCAUAUUCUCAGAAACAAGUAUCUGAAGGAUAAUUCUGCUCGGCGUCUUUUUGCGCAACUUGUAUCAGGUGUAGGCUACCUGCACAAGAAAGGCAUUGUCCACCGUGACUUGAAGUUGGAAAACUUGCUUCUCGACCGGAACCGUAACAUCAUCAUUACGGACUUCGGCUUUGCAAAUACGUUUGAUCCCACUGAUGAGCUCAGCGAGGAAAUCGAGUAUAACCUCACCAACAAAGAGUUCGUGAAGAGGAUGCGCUUGGAUAAAACCAACGCCAAGGGUGUACGCCGAGGAGACUUGAUGCAGACAAGCUGCGGAAGCCCUUGUUAUGCUGCUCCGGAGCUCGUUGUGAGCGAUUCUCUUUACACUGGACGAAGGGUAGACGUGUGGAGUUGUGGUGUUAUUCUUUACGCUAUGUUAGCGGGCUAUCUUCCGUUCGACGACGAUCCAGCAAAUCCCGAUGGAGAUAACAUCAAUCUGCUGUAUAAAUAUAUCGUCACGACUCCCCUUACAUUCCCUGAAUACGUUACACCCCAUGCCCGUGAUCUAUUAAGGCGGAUAUUAGUCCCAGACCCUCGAAAGCGAGCAGACCUUUUCGAAGUUGCGCGGCACAGCUGGCUCAGUGAUUACGCCGACAUUGUCUCGCACAUCACUAGCAGCACCACCAAGGUGGCAGACAUCUCCUCCACCACCGUUUCUCGCGGUAUGAACCUUCCUAUCAGUAAACUGUCACUGCUGUUUCAUACUAAUUUAGCUCCGACAGAACAACCCAGAGAAGGCCCAGCACUUGCCCGCAGUGCUUCCGUCAGAGAGCCCCCGAAGACGCACCACGGCUCGAGCCCAUCAGUUGGAGGCCUUGUACAUCAUCCAGGGGACGUUUCACAGGAUCAAAGCGACAGGUCCAAAACACCUCGAGACACCAAACGUCGAACCGUCCAAGUGGAAUAUGUUGCACCUCAGUCUCAGACUUCAAGAGGAGAAACAUCCGGAUCGAGUGCGACCGUCCAAAAUGCAUCUCCCACCGAACCCGUAUCAACACGAGCAAAACCAUCCGGCCAGGAAUAUCCUACCCACACUCAAACCGUACCCGAGCCCACAAAACGAACCACCACCCGCCAGGCCCCGGCGCUCCCGCCCACACAUUUACCUCGUUCUACGUCCGAUACCCCAGCCCUCUCAGGGGCAGCGCCUCAACCUACCCGACCUACCACCGGAGGCUCCAUGGCUUCAUUCAAUGCGGGGCGCUUGCCAUCUCGCGGGUCUUACGGGCAACCCGUGGCACCUACUGUGGCAGCGACGAACGCCCAGGGCCGACUCGCGCAACCGAAGAGCAAACAGUAUGUUAUCUCUGCGCCGAUUCAGCAAGACGCGAACCAAGUUGCCAGCGUGGAUCAUCAAAGCGCGCAAAAUCUCCCAUCCAAAUUCAACACUACCCCUCGACAAGAACCCCCGAAGGGCCACAAGAGAUCAAGUACUGUCUCCAGUAUUGGGGAAAAGCUAUUCGGAAGGUCUGGCUCGAUUUUUGGUGGGCGCGCUGGCCAAGCAAGCGCACAACGACAGCAGAAGACUGGCAAGCGCUACCCUCCCACGAGUAUGAGGGAUCCGUAUGGUGGUGACGAUUCGAGGAUGUCAAUGGACUCGCGACGCUCAGCUCAGUAUGGUUAUGGCCGGAAGACAAGUGAGGCGGGCGGCGAGGGCAAGCCGCGACGUUUCUCUUUACUUCCACCCUCGUUCUCGCUGAGGGGUAUUUCCUCUUCAAGCAGGUCACAAACGCCUGAUGAGGAGCCCCAAGAUCGCGCUUCGGACAACCGUGAAGGCCAGCGCCCAUCAACAGGGCCUCUACCAAGUCGUAUUCGGGCUGCUAGCUAUGGUGCUCACGAUGCGAUUGCUACAGGAGCAACCGAUGGCCCCUCGGAUGAUGUUAUUGUCAAUGAUGACCCAGUCAAUUACCAACAUCGCAUCGAUCAGCAAUUUGCAGUGCUGCAUUCAAACCACAGUGAGACUUACCAGCCGACUCAGUAUGGUGGCGCCUCAGCGGAACAGGUUCAUCAAAAUGAUAACGAGCACUAUUACCGAAAUCAUUACGGCAACCAUUCGACACCUAAUUACUAUGAUGAAUAUAAUGGUGUGCAUGACAACGGAUCCAAGGCAUCAAUGCAAACCGGGCGUUCCUCAAAUCGGCCGGGUGUCUUGCAGAGAAACCACCGGAAAUUUGCAGACGCUUAUGAGUAUGAGUCGCAUAACUCUGGUAGCUCUGGAGCAGCCCGAAAAGUGAUGGACUUUUUCCGUCGACGAGCCAAGUCUCGAGCUGGAGACGAGCGUUAA